AAUGGUGCGUCGACACGCCGGCGCGCGUUCGCCUUCGUCCGGGCUGUGCCGCGACGUGGUACUAGCCCACUCCGAGCUAUAAAAUGCGGCGGAAAACGCCAAGGCCUGCCUCGCUCUCUCCCCCCUUGAGGCUGCGGCCGGGAGGCAGCCAAAUGGCGACGCGCGCCUCCACUCCGGUCCUCCGGGAACCUGCGCUGCGCACACACCGCAUGCCUCCAGGCGUCGCCGGCUGAGUGAUGCAGGCCGGGAUUACAAUCAAUUGCAGCAAAAGAAGAAGAAAAAGCUGGGACAGAUCUCAUAUUGUAGAGAGCGUGCGUGCGUGUGCGCAUUUGUGGAGGGCGAUGAGCUUGAUCGGGUCGCAAUGCCGGGCGGCGGGUCGAGGUUGGUUCGACGUCCGCGGUUAGUUAAGGGACCGACUGUCAGCGUCCCUGAUUCAGGGAGAAGCGGCAACGACUCGAGCAUCGACAAGGCAGCCAGCGUGGCUUCGGAAAGGGAAGAGGGAACCAAUCAGGGCCAAGACCGCGUCAUCAGGCGUCCACCUAGGAUCAGGCACCCCAAACCGCAGGUUUGUGGGCCCGGAGUGGGUGAAUCCUUCUUAAGGCCAAGUGGAGCCAGAGAGGAGCCAUCCAGUGGGAUCAGGCACCGGCACGGCAUCCCUUUUUGCUUUUGCUUUCUUCUUUCCCUUCCCACAAGACAAAGUGUAACUCUGUAAGCUACCCUGUGAGCGUGAGAAUUCAGAUCGAGAUCCAUCGCCUAACAUCGUGGUAUCAGAUAGCCACCCACCACCCUUCCACCGCCGCCGACGACACCACUGCCGCGCUGGAAACCCGUCGCCAGAAGCAGGCGCGCGACUUCCUCAUCGCCAACAUGGAUCCCGCGCUGAAGGCGUACCUCGACAAGCUCAACGACGAGGCCAUCGCUCGCGCUCGCCGGCAAGAGGAGGAUACCAAGACCAUCCUCCAGGCCGUGGCGGCGCAGACCACCAGGAUCGACGCUCUCGUCUCCUGGAAGCCGGAACUCGAGGCGCGGUUCGCGCAGCUCGAAUCCGCCGUCGCGACGCUACAGGCAGCAUCAUCGGCGCUCGCGCCGACUCCACCAUCAACGGAUCCCCGCCGCCUGCAACUACACCGGUCGCGCGCGAGAUCCAAGGGCAAUCAAGCCACGGCGCGUCACUGCAACCCGGGGGAUCUCCGACGGCGACCUUCGAGUCGCCGGCGGAUUCCCCGGUCACGGGUAUGGCCAUGAUCCAGUCUCAGAAUACUUCUCCAUUAUCUUCUCAAGUACUGGCGGCGAUGGGGCAGGCACCCCCGCCGAUUUCGUUUCCCAGUUUUGGGGGCGAGAAUCCGCAGCUUUGGAAGACGCUGGCGGAACAGUACUUUCAGAUGUUUGCGGUUCAGGAAUCAUACUGGGUUCCCAUGGCAAUUCUGAAUUUCACCGGCCCGGCUGCCAUUUGGCUGCAGUCGGUGCAACGCAAGGUUGCGGGUUUGGCGUGGGAAUCAUUCACAGCGCUGUUGUGCACUCGAUUUGGCCGCGAUAAACACCAGUUCCUGAUUCGUCAGUUCUAUGCUAUUAAACAGACGGAUUCAGUAGCAGAAUUCAUCGAACAUUUUGAAACUCUGAUGAAUCAUAUGAUGUCUUAUUCAGAACUAACGCAUCCUUACUUCUUCUUGACUCGGUUCAUCAAGGGGCUGCGGGCGGACAUACGGGCGGUGGUGCUCAUUCAGCGUCCGCCUGACCUCGACACGGCGUGUUCCCUGGCGCUGCUGCAGGGGGAGGUAGCAGACGGGGAGCUGGUCAAGCACGUGGCGCCAGCGCGUUUUCCAGCACCGCGGUUUGUGACGGCCAGUACUCCAGUGGCGCCUCCGAGCGCUGCCCGUCCAUCCGCGCCUACAGCUAGCGCUGAAGAUCGACUGGGGACAGAAGCAGCGCGGGCAGGGACAGAGAACAACAAGAUCCCAGCCUUGCGCUCUUUCAGAAGAGCUCGCGGUCUCUGCUUCAAGUGUGGGGAGCGAUGGGGCAAAGAGCAUACAUGUCCUUCCACCGUUCAGAUGCAUGUGGUGGAGGAAUUGCUGGAAUUAUUUGCAACAGAGGAGACGCGAAGUGAGGUCGAUCAGGAUCAAUCAACCUUGGACGAGGAUAAUCUCUGCACCAUCUCAAAGCAAGCAGUCGAUGGAUCGUCUGGGCCGGAAGUGAUGCAGCUGCACGCGUGGAUACAGGGCAAAGAGAUGUCACUCCUGGUGGAUUCUGGCAGUUCGUCGUCAUUUGUGGACCUGCAUAUGGCUACUCAUUUGUCCGGGGUGUGCAAACUGCCGAAGGCUUGUCGCGUUAAGGUCGCAGACGGGUCAGUGUUACACUGUGACAGCUUUAUUCCGCAGUUCCAGUGGUCUACUCAGGGGCAUGAGUUUGUCACAGAUUUUAAGCUCCUAUCCCUGGGAGUCUAUGACGCAAUCCUAGGAAUGGAUUGACUCAAGAAACACAGCCCGAUGCAAAUUGAUUGGGAAGCUCAGCACAUGACCGUGACCACAGAGCAAGGACUAGUGGACUUACAAGCAGUCACUAAACA
Molecule: messenger RNA, 2563 nt
Organism: Triticum aestivum (bread wheat)
Lineage: Eukaryota; Viridiplantae; Streptophyta; Magnoliopsida; Poales; Poaceae
Exons: 2
Coding region: 1236-2465 (409 amino acids)
Biological process (GO): proteolysis
Molecular function (GO): aspartic-type endopeptidase activity
Source: RefSeq, a predicted model, not a curated record